GACUCAUUUUGCCAAAGAAAGCACAGCAGCUGCAGAAGCCUAUUUUACAGAAGCCAUCAGUGUUUGACAGUGACUCCGAUGAAGAGACCUCCGUGAGUGACAGCCUUCAGAGAGAAGCCUCCAAGAAGCAAGUGAUGAAACAGGAGGCUUUGCAAUGUCUUGGGGCUUGAUGAAAUCAAGAUAAUGUCUUCUACAAAGAUGAUCAUCUGGAGGACUCACAAGGAAUCCCUCUUCAACCCAGUUUCUGCCCUGUAUCUACUCUAUCCCUGUGGCAAAUAUUUCUGACCAAACUUGAAAUCCAGAAGGCACUAGCAGAAGAUGCCACCGUGUAUGAAUAUGACAGUAUUUAUGAUGAAAUGCAGAAGAAGAAGGAGGAAAAUAAUCCUAAAUUAGUUUCCGUGAAAGACAGAAAGCCCAAGUACAUUCACAGCCUACUAAAAGCAGUUGAGAUAAGAAAAAAGGAGCAAGAGAAAAGAAUGGAAAAGAAAAUUCAGAGAGAACGAGAAAUGGAAAAGGGAGAAUUUGAUGAUAAAGAGGCAUUUGUCACAUCUGCUUACAAGAAGAAGCUCCAGGAGAGAGCCGAGGAGGCUGAGCGAGAGAGGAGAGCCGCUGCUUUGGAGGCUCGUCUGGAUGUGACCAAGCAGAAAGAUCUCAGUGGAUUUUAUAGGCACCUUUUAAAUCAAGCAGUUGGAGAAGAGGAAGCACCUCAGUGCAGCCUUCGGGAAGCCAGCUCUAGGAUAAAGGAGGAGAAGCCACGGGGCUAUUCCGAUGAACUAAAUACGGACAGCAGAGUCCCAGAUGAUAGAGACAUACCCAAAACCAGAGUGAAAGAAGAGGAAAACCCUGAUGCAGACAGCGACCUUGAUGUGGGCAGCAGUGAAGAAGAUGACAGAAUGGAGGACAAGAGUCAUUCUAGCUGUAGGAGGGACAGGAGCCAUGGCCACUCCAGCUCCUCAGGGGAGGACAGAGGACACUAUGUCAAGAACCACAGCAAGACCUCCAGGACAGGAGACAGCGACACAGCAAUGAGAGACAGAGGUGACCAGCAUCAGGACCGUGGCUAUGAAAGCCAGGUCAGGAAGCAGGACAGACGUCCCACUGACAGUAGUCGCCAGAAGGACAAAACAGAUCGGCACAGGUUCAGGGAGCAUAGCAGUAAAGACAACAUCCGGAAGAGGCAUGAACAGGAAGACAGAGAGAGAGGAAAAGAGAGAAGAGAAAGGAGGACUGAUGACCGAGAGCGGAGGCGGGAAGAGGACUGGGAGAAGCAGUCCUCCAGGGACCGAGAAAGAUCCAGGCAGAGAAAUAGUGAAGACCAGCGUGAUGAGGCGGAGAGGGAGACCAGAGAGGGAGGCAGAGGCCAUGCUGAGGGAAAGAAAGACAGGCACGAGAAAUGCAGAGACAGGGAGCUGAGCAUCAGACCUGCAGAGAAGGCUCAGGAGAGGGAUGGGGGAGGCUCAGGUUCUGGGACACAGGACAGGCUGCAUGGGGAGGAGGGCUCUAGCAAGGUAGGAGAUGCAGAGAGGGCCUCCAGCCCCAACAGAACGCAGGGCUUAAAGCACCAGCAAGAGGAGGGAGCAGAGGAGAAGCCAGCUGAGACACUGAGCAAGUUUGCAAAGCGCAGCAACGAAGAGACUGUGAUGUCAGCAAGAGACCGGUACCUGGCCCGGCAGAUGGCUCGAUGUGGUGCCAAAACCUACAUUGAGAAAGAAGAGGACUGAGGGUCACCCAGCAACGUAUGGGGAAAAAAAGGCAAUGGCUGAACUGGCUGGAGGGGGGGAGGAGAUAAUUUUUUUUUUUUUUACAUUUGUUGGGUGGGGGGAGGUUACAGCAGCUUAUGUGUUU
Dromiciops gliroides (monito del monte) is the source of this 1845-nucleotide messenger RNA. RefSeq names its product nuclear speckle splicing regulatory protein 1 (gene NSRP1). The transcript is spliced from 7 exons. The record is from RefSeq and is a predicted model, not a curated record. Lineage: Eukaryota; Metazoa; Chordata; Mammalia; Microbiotheria; Microbiotheriidae. Bases 357 to 1721 code for a protein of 454 amino acids. Gene Ontology annotation, biological process: regulation of alternative mRNA splicing, via spliceosome.